Molecule: messenger RNA, 2214 nt
Organism: Nannospalax galili (Upper Galilee mountains blind mole rat)
Lineage: Eukaryota; Metazoa; Chordata; Mammalia; Rodentia; Spalacidae
Gene: Nr1h4
Product: nuclear receptor subfamily 1 group H member 4
Exons: 11
Coding region: 429-1853 (474 amino acids)
Biological process (GO): positive regulation of transcription by RNA polymerase II; negative regulation of inflammatory response; bile acid signaling pathway
Molecular function (GO): nuclear receptor activity; zinc ion binding; bile acid binding
Source: RefSeq, a predicted model, not a curated record
UGGACUGUGUGCUGGGAAUCUAGAGGUUCUCUGAAGUUCCUUUCUGUGUUUAUAUCAUUUAGCAGGGAAGGAUUGUUAAUGACUAAUCUGUGUCCAUGAGGCACAGAGCCAAGGGAGAGAUGCUGCUGUCAGGCCGGAAGGCUGCCUGUGAUCACCCAGGGCUUUUACUUAAACUCUCUCCUCCUCCGCACCCUACUGUCUCCUUAACUCACUCCAUAUACAAAAUUGAGUUCUGAGAAUUUGCAGUAAAAUUGCUGGGAUUUUGAGAGGAGGACUGGAUUCCAAGUCUUCCCAGGGCCGUGGACAUCUCUGACCCAAAUCAAUCCAAAAAUUUCUUCAGAAUGAAACUUCACACAUUUGGGGUUCUUAUUUGAAGAUCACCAUCGCAGAAGUACAUUCUCAAACUGAAAAAUUUGAGUGGAAUUAAAAUGAAUCUCAUUGAACACUCCCACUUACAGGCCAUGGAUGAAUUUGCUCUUUCUGAAAAUUUAUUUGGUGUCCUCACAGAACAAUCAGCAGGCCCUCUGGGACAGAAUCUGGAUGUGGAACCAUACUCACAGUACAGCAAUGUUCAGUUUCCUCAAGUUCAACCUCAGGUCUCCCCCUCGUCAUCCUAUUAUUCCAACCUGGGUUUCUACCCCCAGCAACCUGAAGAGUGGUGCUCUCCUGGAAUCUAUGAACUCAGGCGAAUGCCAGCUGAGACUGUCUACCAGGGAGAGACUGAGGUAGCAGAGAUGCCUGUGAUGAAGAAGCCCCGCAUGGGCACAUCAGCAGCAGGAAGAAUAAAAGGGGAUGAGCUAUGUGUUGUUUGUGGAGACAGAGCAUCUGGGUACCAUUACAAUGCACUGACCUGCGAGGGCUGUAAAGGUUUCUUCAGGAGAAGCAUUACCAAAAAUGCCGUGUACAAGUGUAAAAAUGGGGGCAACUGUGUGAUGGAUAUGUACAUGCGACGAAAGUGUCAAGAGUGCCGACUGAGGAAGUGCAAAGAGAUGGGAAUGUUGGCUGAAUGUAUGUAUACAGGCUUGCUGACUGAAAUUCAAUGCAAAUCCAAACGACUGAGAAAAAAUGUGAAACAGCCUGCAGAUCACACCACAAAUGAAGAAAGUGAAGGACGUGACUUGCGACAAGUGACCUCCACUACCAAGCCAUGCAGGGAGAAAACUGAACUCACCCCAGAGCAGCAGCAUCUGCUACAUUAUAUCAUGGAUUCGUAUAAAAAACAGAGGAUGCCUCCAGAAAUAACAAAUAAAAUGUUAAAAGAAGAAUUCAAUGCAGAAGAAAAUUUUCUCAUUUUAACAGAAAUGGCUACCAGUCAUGUACAGAUUCUUGUGGAAUUCACAAAAAAACUGCCAGGAUUUCAGACUUUGGACCAUGAAGAUCAGAUUGCUUUGCUGAAAGGGUCUGCAGUUGAAGCCAUGUUCCUUCGUUCAGCUGAGCUUUUCAAUAGGAAACUUCCAGCUGGACAUACAGACCUAUUGGAAGAAAGAAUUCGAAAGAGUGGUAUCUCUGAUGACUAUAUAACACCAAUGUUCAGUUUUUAUAAAAGUGUUGGAGAACUGAAAAUGACUCAAGAAGAAUACGCUCUGCUCACAGCAAUUGUUAUCCUCUGUCCAGACAGACAAUACAUAAAGGACAGAGAGGCAGUGGAGAAGCUUCAGGAACCUCUGCUUGACGUGCUGCAAAAAUUGUGCAAGAUUUCUCAGCCUGAAAACCCUCAGCAUUUUGCCUGUCUCCUGGGUCGCUUGACUGAACUUCGGACAUUCAAUCAUCACCACGCUGAGAUGCUGAUGUCUUGGAGAGUGAAUGACCACAAGUUCACCCCACUCCUCUGCGAGGUCUGGGAUGUUCAGUGAUGAGCACAAGGGAGGGGCUCGCUCCUGUUCUUGUAACAGAAAUCUCAUGUUUGACUUUUCUUGAUUUCAUUUGUACCUGGCUUCACUUAAGAAUCUCAGUGAAUAUUUAUGCAGCAAUUGUAUAACUUCCAUAGUUGUAAAUACAGACUAGAUAGAAUUGCUUUCUCUAUAUUAUGUUUCACAAGGCUUCAGGGAACCCUAUGUUUUAACUGGCAUGCCCUGUUUGCCUAAUUAAAUCAAUUAUUACUUUAUUUCUCUGUCUGUUGAACUAGGGCAAAUCUUGUUUUGCUGUUCAUCUGGCAAUAUUACAUUUAUUAAAGAGCUAUGUUCAACUAUGGCAAUAAACUGAACAUAAUAGUAA